Glarea lozoyensis ATCC 20868 is the source of this 1437-nucleotide messenger RNA. Its product is annotated as Cytochrome P450. The record is from RefSeq and is a predicted model, not a curated record. The transcript has 3 exons. The coding region runs from base 1 to 1437 and encodes 478 amino acids. NCBI's taxonomy places the organism in Eukaryota, Fungi, Ascomycota, Leotiomycetes, Helotiales, Helotiaceae. Gene Ontology annotation, molecular function: monooxygenase activity; iron ion binding; heme binding.
AUGUUACAACUCGUGACCGCCCUCUCUGUCACUCAGCUCCUCCUUUUGAUUACUGGAAUCUAUAUAUUCUACGUCACAAUAUCAGCCAUCCUCGACCCUCUUCGCUCCGUACCUGGACCGUUUCUCGCCCGCUUCACGCGCCUCUGGUAUCUCUUCGCUAUAUACAAAGGCAAUUUUGAACUCAGAGACAUAGAAAUUCACCGGCUUUAUGGGGCUAUCUGGAGAGUCGCUCCCGGAGAAUACAGCAUUGAUGAUAUUGGUGCUGCGAAGACUAUUUACGGACAUGGGAAGGGUUAUGUGAAGGCACCCUGGUAUUGGGCUUUCAUGACACCAGGUCCAGGAACUGCAAGUUUGUUUGCUGAUCAAGAUCCUCAUCGUCACGCGAUCAACCGACGCAAAAUUUCGUCCUUGUAUUCCAUGACUUCGCUAGUCGGGUAUGAACCGGCAGUCAACAACUGCAUUGAACUUCUCACGUCUCGCUUCUGUGAAAUAGCAGAUGCUGGGAAGCUCUUUGACUUUCAACAUUAUCUUCAAUGUUACGCCUUUGACGUGAUAGGUGAGAUUACGUUCGGGAAACGCUUCGGAUUUCUGGAUCUGGGUGAAGAUAAGGAAGGGGGUUUUGGAUAUAUCGCAAAUUGGACACUUCAACAAAUCACCGCGAAGAAGCAGGAGGCCAAAGGUCCAAAUGUGUCGGAAAAAGAAACAACACCGGAUUUUAUAGCCAGACUCCUUCGCGUGCAAGAAGAAGACCCGGAAAAGAUAACCAACUCUGACCUUUUCAUGAUGUGUACCAUGAAUAUCGUGGCUGGAAGCGAUACAACUGCUAUCUCGCUCUCAAGCCUCUUCUAUCACUUGAUGAGAUACCCACAAGCAUACAAGAAAUUACAAGAUGAAAUCGACACAGCAGCUCGCAAGGGUCGGAUCUCGAAUCCCAUCACCUUCAAAGAAGCCCAAGACCUGCCCUACCUCCAAGCAGUAAUCAAAGAAGCUCUCCGCAAACACCCCGCCGUCGGCCUCCCCAUGCAACGCGUGGUUCCCAACGCUUCCCCAAUCACCGUCGCCGGCCACACCAUCCCACCAGGCUCGUCAGUCGGAAUCAACGCCUGGGUAGCCCAUCAAAACACCUCUGUUUUCGGCCCAGACGCCAGCGAGUUCCGCCCUGAACGCUGGCUGGAAUACGAGGAACAAGGCAGAAACGGGGAGAUAGAAAAGUAUUUCCUGAGCUUUGGGAUGGGAAGUCGGACGUGUAUUGGUAAGAAUGUGAGUUUACUCGAGAUGAGCAAGGUGGUUCCGCAGAUGCUUAGGACAUUUGAAUUCGUAAUCGACGAAAGUGCUGAGGAAAGGGUUGAUGGAACUGGGAAAGUUGUAGGGUUGGAGAGUUAUUCCAGGUGGUUUGUUAAGCAGAAGGGUUUUAUGGGGAGGGUGAGGAGGAGGUAG